AUGUCAUUAUUUACAUCAGGAAAUCAUAAAAGUAAUUUAGUUAACUUUACAUUAUUAUAUACAACUCAAAGUACUAAAAUUAAAAAUUUGAGUUGGAAUUUAGACGUAGUUAUGGAAUGUCUUAAUCAAAUUUACUAUUUAAAUGUUGAAAAUGAUGCGAUUCAAGAAUCAAAAUAUAAAAAAAUUAGAUUUAGUGAAUCAUUUGAGAUAAAAAAUUGGUCUGUUUAUUACGGAUCGAAUAAGAUUAUUGAUAAUAUCAAUUUAAAAAUAAACAAUGGAGAAAAGGUAGCCAUAGUUGGUAAAAAUGGUACCGGAAAAUCUACACUGCUUAAGUCGUUAUUGGGAUUUGCUAGAUCAACAGGAGAAUUUUAUAUUGAUAAAAUGAAUAUUAGACCAUUUCCAAAUAAGGAAAUAAUUAAAAAUAUUUCAUACAUUUCACAGGAUGAUUUCACUAGUGAUGAUACAGUUAUUAAUAACAUUCUUCUCGGACUUAAUAUGAGAAUGGAAGAUGUGGACGUUUAUGAAAAAGAAAUGGUUUUAAAGAGGGUAAGACUGGUAGCUAAAAAAUUCAAUAUAGAUGAUACAUUUAUGAAUCUAAAAAAUGGAUAUUUUACUAAGGCUGGUUCAAGAGGAUCCAAUUUAAGUAGCGGAGAAAGACAGAAAAUAGCUAUAUUAAGAGCCUAUUUAAAGAAUGCCCCGAUAUUUAUUUUUGAUGAAGCAACAAGUGUUUUAGAUAAAAAAUAUGAAAGUGAACUAGUUAAAUUGAUACUUAAAAAUCUAAAGAACAAAGUUGUAAUUAUGAUAGUUCAUGGAACAGAUCUUUUAAAUUUAUUUGAUAAACUAAUUUUUAUAGACAAUAAAAAGAUAGCAGGGGUAGGAGACUAUAAAACUUUAAUGGACACCAAUAAAGAAUUCAAAUCAUUAUAUAAAUAA
Hepatospora eriocheir is the source of this 933-nucleotide messenger RNA. The record is from the annotation of a GenBank genome assembly. Lineage: Eukaryota; Fungi; Microsporidia; Hepatosporidae.